GGUGGCAGUUGUGAAAAAUGUCUAUCGUUGGAAGAGUUUCUUUAAAAAAAAUGGCAUUGUUGAUUUGAUGCUUUGUCAUUAAUUAGGCUAUUUUCUCUUGAACCAUAUGGUCUAUCUAAUAGAAACUCAUAAAAAAAAUAAUACUAUAUAUAGAUAUCUUUUUAAAAAAGUGAUUCAAGUACAAAUUACCAAAGUUACGAUUGAUUGCCAUAGAUUUUCUGUUGAUUACCAAAAUUACUGAAGAUUCUGGUAGCUUUGGUAAAUUACCGGUAGCUUUGCAACCCUAGAAUUGACUCAACAAAAAGUUGUGGAUGAUAUGAAAGCAAAGUUUCCAAAUACUCUUUCAAAUUGUUAAACAUUAUUGUAUGAUAUUAUGUGUUUGUAUGUUUACCCCUAACCUCAUCUUUCUAACCCAUUGGUCAUCUAUUUUGUUUACAGACAGAAUAGAACAUCCAACACAGAGGUCUGUGACUGGAAACAUCUCUCUUGAGUUGAACACCUCACACAAUGCAGCAGACUGAAGGAGAGGCUCAACGACAGCACACGUCACACAAUAGGGGCUCACUCUGCUAUAAAAUGUGAGAAGCGUGCGCCAGCCUUUCCCCUCUCUCCAUCCCUCCCUCUCACACACAGUCAUCAGAGAGUAUGAGAAGGCUGGACUGACUGGACGGACUAUACACAAGACUGGGUUACUGCAGCAGGAGUACACACUUCUACUACCUGAUACCUCUGUCUGCACGCUAAAGCACUUAACAGGAGAGCCGCACCAUGACCAGAAAGGUGUUCACCAACACACGGGAGCGCUGGCGGCAGCACAACGUCAACACUGCCUUCGCUGAGCUCCGUAAGCUCAUCCCCACCCACCCACCAGAGAAGAAGCUGAGCAAGAACGAGAUCCUGCGGCUGGCAAUGCGUUACAUCAACUUCCUGGUGCAGCUGCUGGAGAGCCAGAGUGGCCAGCCUGCCUCACACUCCCCUACAGCCCUGCUCACCUUCCUCAGGGGCAACGUGGAACGUCUCCACUCCUCCUCCCAGACCUGGGGCCUGGCCAGCGACACUGACGCCCUCUCCCCUGGAUCAAGCUGUGACAGCACCGAGGCCUGGUAGUGUGCCUCCUGCAGUUUCCUCUGAAGGGUGAUCAUCUACAACUCUCUGGGUGAAACGGUCUGUCACAAGGCCACCAUUCAUAGACUCCAUUUUGGUUCUGUGACACUUGAGGAGUACAGUGUUGGUUGUGAUGGCAAGCAGAAGAUAUUUGUGGAUGAUGCCCUUCCUGCUGAAUUAAAUAGAUUGAGAUGGAUUUAUUUAGCUACACUCUUGAUGUAGACAUUAUGACACGGGAGGAUGGGAGCCUUGUGAAAUGUAAUCUGUAAUCUGCAUGGAUGUAGCUUGGAUGUAUUCCCCCUUCAUGUCAGACAUGUAUUUUUAUCUUGUCGGUGGGGAAAGAUGUCCACAUCAACAACAAAAAAUGUUUUGAAAUAAAAAAUAAGGAUGCAUUAAGGCCAUAAAGGAUCAUUUAAGGGAAUUUAUUUGGGAAAGACAUUUCAGGAAAGAUAAAGUCUUGUCCAAUUCACCAAGGACUGCAAUCUAAUUACAAAAUGCAAAGGGCACUUUCUUUUUUUCAAAUGACGAUUUUAUGAUGAGACUGAUUAUGACCUUGCUUAUUUGCAAAUCAAUUAUAAUUAUCAAAAUCCUGCAAUAUGACCACAUUCAUUGAUUGACACAUUGCUGUUAUACACAUUAAUUGACUAUUUAUUGGGACGACAGGAUUGAGCUGCAUGAUAACACAACUGACAAUCCUCUUUGAAAUAUGUUCCAAUUGUAGGACUGUAUUGUGUGAACAGAUAACAGGAAUAGUUUUUGUUGUCUGUCCAUUCAAGUAUUUAUUAAUCUUGCUCUUUUUGUACAAUAAGCAUGUCAUGUAACCAAAGAUUAUUAUUUAACCGUCAUUUGUCAAGGCUAUUGUGAUUAUUUAUUUUUUGUAAACUAUGUUGGUUAAUAUUAAGUUGUGAAUAUGUUAUUUAUUAUAACUAUUUAAUAAUGGUUUGUUAAUAAAAAAAUAUUUGAAUUUAUCAAAAGUAAGUACACAUUAAGUACCAUGCUCUUAUUGUAAAUAACCCUGGUAUUCCAUUGACACCAUGCAACCAUUUGUACUAAUUUAACAAACACCUCAAAGUGCCGAGCCAGGAAGUCAACAGUGCAGCUGCUCCCUAUGUGUUUGUACUGGUCCAUUCUGGACCCUCUGGUCUACUAAUGCCCUUGUUUCCUCUCAAUGGGGCCAGUGAUGGCCGCGCCUCUGAUUGUCCUCUACAAACCCUCUGACCACUGUGUGGACACGGAGACAGCCCCUAACCUCUAAACCCUUAUCUAGUGUCCGAGGGCAGAGAGAGGGGAAGAGAAAAAGGACAACUUAACUUGUGACCUGCAAUCACACAGGUCAACAUGUAGUCAAACCCUGAUCACUGACCCAACAGGCAGAUACAGCGCUGCUAGUCCUGAGGGGCUCCUAUGGGCUCUUGAAUGGAGUGUUUUUAUCCCCUUUCUGUGACAAAAUGUCAAUGAAGUCAGAUGCCAGUGUAGUUUACACAGGCUUGGCCAUUUCUGUGUCCAAUAACGUUUGAAUUGGAAUAUGUCAUUAUUUGGAUAUUUGCCCUAGGUAUGGAUAUGCACAUAUUAGAUUAAACUUGAAUUACUGAAUUUCCCU
Molecule: messenger RNA, 2704 nt
Organism: Oncorhynchus tshawytscha (Chinook salmon)
Lineage: Eukaryota; Metazoa; Chordata; Actinopteri; Salmoniformes; Salmonidae
Product: T-cell acute lymphocytic leukemia protein 2
Exons: 2
Coding region: 769-1107 (112 amino acids)
Biological process (GO): regulation of transcription by RNA polymerase II
Molecular function (GO): protein dimerization activity; DNA-binding transcription factor activity, RNA polymerase II-specific; RNA polymerase II cis-regulatory region sequence-specific DNA binding
Source: RefSeq, a predicted model, not a curated record